CACUAGCAUCAGUCGCCGCCGCCUAUCCUCGAGCGCCAUUUCCAUCAACAGCAUCCGCCUCUGGCAAGCUAGCGACAGCAACUCAUGGCACUCCGCGCGCUCGACAAUACGAAGCCCGCCGCCGUCGAGGAGCGGCCCAAGAAGGUGGCUAAGGUGGGCGUCCCCGCCGCCGCCGCCAAGGCCGCCGCCUCCCCCGGGAGUGGCGGCAAGAAGAAGAAGGGGAACGACGAGAACUCGGCGCCAAGGGCCACGGCCGCGGCGGCGGAGCAGGCCGUGGAGUACAUCUCGUCGGAGGAGCUGGAGGCGGCGGCCAGCCCCAAGGCCAAGGCCGCGGGGCUGGUCGCGGACCUGGACUCCAAGGACUGGGUCAGGACCUGCGAGGCGCUCAACGACGCGCGCCGCCUCGCGAUCCACCACCCCGCGCUGCUGAACCCGAUCCUGGAGAAGGUGGUGCUGGCGGUUGUGAAGACGAUGAAGAGCCCCCGCAGCGCGGUGCUCAAGACGUCCAUCAUGGCCUGCGCCGACAUCUUCAGCUCCUUCGGCAACCUGCUCGCCUCCGUCUCCGACGACGCCUUCGACAAGCUGCUGCUCCAGCUCCUGCUGAAGGCGUCCCAGGACAAGCGGUUCGUGUGCGAGGAGGCCGAGAAGGCGACGCGCGCGAUGGCGGCGUCGAUGCCGCCGCUGCCGCUGCUGAAGAAGCUCAAGGCGUACGUCCACCACGCCAACCUCAGGGUCAGGGCUAAGGCCGCCGUCGCCAUCUCCCACUGCGCCGCCCGGAUGGUACGGCACGCCACGCCACGCCACGCCCAGGAAGGCAGGAACAGCUGCUCAUCAGUCUGCCCAUUUCAGAGACUCAGAUUCUCCUUUGUUGCUGGCGCGCAGGACAUCGGCGCGAUGAAGGAGUUCGGGAUGUCGGCGCUGCUGCAGCUGGCGGUGGAGCUGCUGAACGACCGGCUGCCGGAGGCGAGGGAGGCCGCCCGCGGCGUGGUGGCGUCGACGCACGCGGCCUUCGUCAAGGAGGCCGCCGCGAGCGGCCAGGAGGACGACGCUGCCGCGUCCUGGGAGAGCCUCUGCGCGCUGAGCCUCCCGCCCAUCUCCGCGCAGGCCGUCGCCAAGAUCGCUGCCGCCGCCGCCGCCUCCUCGCAGUAGCCACGGCACGCGUGCGGACGUGCGCCGCUGGCGUUGUUUUUGGGGGUCGUCUGGUUCGGUUCAGAAGUAGCGCUCGUGAGUCUUCAGACAGAGCUCGUUUGUCGCCGCCGCCGAGUCUGUUUGUUUGUUCUUUCUACUCCAUGCUAUCUCGCAUGGUUAGUGUUCUGUUUAUGGCUUCGUCAAGUAAUAACAUAUCAAUUAACAU
Zea mays is the source of this 1354-nucleotide messenger RNA. RefSeq names its product ARM repeat superfamily protein. The record is from RefSeq and is marked predicted. The coding region runs from base 85 to 1149 and encodes 354 amino acids. Gene Ontology annotation, biological process: microtubule cytoskeleton organization. Gene Ontology annotation, molecular function: microtubule binding. NCBI's taxonomy places the organism in Eukaryota, Viridiplantae, Streptophyta, Magnoliopsida, Poales, Poaceae. Gene Ontology annotation, cellular component: cytoplasmic microtubule. The transcript has 3 exons.